AUGGAUUAUUUUGAUAUAAAUAAUACAAUCAUUCAAACAUUUUUGAUGAUGGUUUUAAAGAUGAUCAUAAAAUUUAAUAAACAAGAAACAAGAAAAGCAACAUUUAUAAUGAAUAAAUUAAUAAAAAUGAAUAGAAUAGAACAUUUAUAUGAAGUAGUUAUUUAUGUAUUACAAAAUACAGGUGAAGAUAAAACAUUCAAACAAUUAAAAGAUUUGAUCAAAACAUCAUUAUUGGAAUGA
Entamoeba dispar SAW760 is the source of this 240-nucleotide messenger RNA. RefSeq lists its product as uncharacterized. Lineage: Eukaryota; Evosea; Mastigamoebida; Endamoebidae. The record is from RefSeq and is a predicted model, not a curated record. Bases 1 to 240 code for a protein of 79 amino acids. The transcript is spliced from 2 exons.